UCAACGCCAGCGCCUGCGCACUGAGGGCGGCCUGGUCGUCGUCUGCGGCGGCGGCGGCUGAGGAGCCCGGCUGAGGCGCCAGUACCGGGCCCGGUCCGCGUUUCGCCUUCCGGCUUCGGUUUCCCUCGGCGCAGCACGCCCCGGCCCCGCCCCAGCCCUCCUGAUCCCUCGCAGCCCGGCUCCGGCCGCCCGCCUCUGCCGCCGCAAUGAUGAUGAUGGCGCUGAGCAAGACCUUCGGGCAGAAGCCCGUGAAGUUCCAGCUGGAGGACGACGGCGAGUUCUACAUGAUCGGCUCCGAGGUGGGAAACUACCUCCGUAUGUUCCGAGGUUCUCUGUACAAGAGAUACCCCUCACUCUGGAGGCGACUAGCCACUGUGGAGGAGAGGAAGAAAAUAGUUGCAUCGUCACAUGGUAAAAAAACAAAACCUAACACUAAGGAUCACGGAUACACGACUCUAGCCACCAGUGUGACCCUGUUAAAAGCCUCGGAAGUGGAAGAGAUUCUGGAUGGCAAUGAUGAGAAGUACAAGGCUGUGUCCAUCAGCACAGAGCCCCCCACCUACCUCAGAGAACAGAAGGCCAAGAGGAACAGCCAGUGGGUACCCACCCUGCCCAACAGCUCCCACCACCUGGAUGCCGUGCCGUGCUCCACAACCAUCAACAGGAACCGCAUGGGCCGGGACAAGAAGAGAACCUUCCCCCUUUGCUUUGAUGACCAUGACCCAGCUGUGAUCCAUGAGAAUGCAUCUCAGCCCGAGGUACUGGUCCCCAUCCGGCUGGAUAUGGAGAUCGAUGGGCAGAAGCUGCGAGACGCCUUCACCUGGAACAUGAAUGAGAAGUUGAUGACGCCUGAGAUGUUUUCAGAAAUCCUCUGUGACGAUCUAGAUUUGAACCCGCUGACGUUUGUGCCAGCCAUCGCCUCCGCCAUCAGACAGCAGAUCGAGUCCUACCCCACGGACAGCAUCCUGGAGGACCAGUCAGACCAGCGCGUCAUCAUCAAGCUGAACAUCCAUGUGGGAAACAUUUCCCUGGUGGACCAGUUUGAGUGGGACAUGUCGGAGAAGGAGAACUCGCCGGAGAAGUUUGCCCUGAAGCUGUGCUCGGAGCUGGGGUUGGGCGGGGAGUUUGUCACCACCAUCGCAUACAGCAUCCGGGGACAGCUGAGCUGGCAUCAGAAGACCUACGCCUUCAGCGAGAACCCUCUGCCCACAGUGGAGAUUGCCAUCCGGAACACAGGCGAUGCGGACCAGUGGUGCCCGCUGCUGGAGACUCUGACAGACGCCGAGAUGGAGAAGAAGAUCCGUGACCAGGACAGGAACACGAGGCGGAUGAGGCGUCUCGCCAACACGGCCCCGGCCUGGUAACCAGCCCAUCAGCACGCGGCUCCCACGGAGCAUCUCAGAAGAUUGGGCCGCCUCUCCUCCAUCUUCUGGCAAGGACAGAGGCGGGGGGACAGCCCAGCGCCAUCCUGAGGAUUGGGGUGGGGUGGAGUGGGGGCUUCCAGGUGGCCCUUCCCGGCACACAUUCCAUUUGUUGAGCCCCAGUCCUGCCCCCCCACCCUCCCUACCCCUCCCCAGUCUCUGGGGUCAGGAAGAAACCUUAUUUUAGGUUGUGUUUUGUUUUUGUAUAGGAGCCCCAGGCAGGGCUAGUAACAGUUUUUAAAUAAAAGGCAACAGGUCAUGUUCAAUUUCUUCAAA
Messenger RNA from Nomascus leucogenys (northern white-cheeked gibbon), 1697 nucleotides. It is a transcript of the gene SMARCB1, whose product is annotated as SWI/SNF related BAF chromatin remodeling complex subunit B1. Gene Ontology annotation, cellular component: nucleus; nuclear chromosome. Gene Ontology annotation, molecular function: transcription coregulator activity. Gene Ontology annotation, biological process: chromatin remodeling; regulation of transcription by RNA polymerase II. The record is from RefSeq and is a predicted model, not a curated record. NCBI's taxonomy places the organism in Eukaryota, Metazoa, Chordata, Mammalia, Primates, Hylobatidae.